Messenger RNA from Myotis lucifugus (little brown bat), 627 nucleotides. RefSeq names its product lon protease homolog 2, peroxisomal-like. The transcript has 4 exons. Gene Ontology annotation, molecular function: ATP-dependent peptidase activity; ATP hydrolysis activity; serine-type endopeptidase activity. Gene Ontology annotation, cellular component: peroxisomal matrix. The annotation marks the transcript as partial. Gene Ontology annotation, biological process: protein targeting to peroxisome; protein catabolic process; protein processing. NCBI's taxonomy places the organism in Eukaryota, Metazoa, Chordata, Mammalia, Chiroptera, Vespertilionidae. The record is from RefSeq and is a predicted model, not a curated record.
CCGGGACCCAUUUGCUUGCUUCCUGCAGGCGCACCUACGUGGGCAGCAUGCCCGGCCGCAUCAUCAACGGCCUGAAGACGGUCGGGGUGAACAACCCGGUGUUCCUGUUGGACGAGGUGGACAAGCUGGGCAAGAGCCUGCAGGGCGACCCCGCCGCAGCUCUGCUCGAGGUGCUGGAUCCGGAGCAGAACCAUAACUUCACCGACCACUAUCUCAACGUGGCCUUCGACCUCUCCCAAGUCCUCUUCAUCGCGACCGCCAACACCACGGCCACCAUCCCGGCGGCCCUGCUGGACAGGAUGGAGAUCAUCCAGGUGCCAGGGUACACGCAGGAGGAGAAGAUAGAGAUCGCCCACCGGCACCUCAUCCCCAAGCAGCUGGACCAGCACGGGCUGACCCCGCAGCAGCUGCAGAUCCCCCCGGCCACCACCCUGGGCAUCAUCACCAGGUACACCCGGGAGGCGGGCGUGCGCUCCCUGGACAGGAAGCUGGGGGCCAUCUGCCGAGCGGUGGCCGUGAAGGUCGCCGAAGGACAGCACAGAGAAGCCAAGUUGGAGCGCGCCGAUGCGACGGAGGCAGAAGGUGUGUGGCCCUCCGCGGUGUCGGGCAGGAGGGGGGGCAGUGCAG